Molecule: messenger RNA, 1602 nt
Organism: Drepanopeziza brunnea f. sp. 'multigermtubi' MB_m1
Lineage: Eukaryota; Fungi; Ascomycota; Leotiomycetes; Helotiales; Drepanopezizaceae
Source: RefSeq, a predicted model, not a curated record
AUGUCUGAUACCGGUGAUACCGCACUAGGCGCUGCCCUCAACCAAGUAGUCAUCCACGGCAAGAAUAUCCAAGAGGGAGUUGGCAUCAACACGCAUGUUAUACACAAGUCAACAAAUGAUGUCGGUAAAACUUCAAUCCCAGUUGCUGGUGCGAGUAUGAGCUUUAAGAAGACUGCCGACCGCUCGCGCGUUGAUGGACUAAGACCUUCGCCUUUCUUGUUCGAUGAGGAGGAGAGAGAUGGGUCGCCUGACAGCUACGUUCCUGCCCCUCCCGCAAAUGAUCCUACCGGCGCAUAUACCAAGGCUUAUGCCGGUCGCCUCGGUCGCACUGCAAGUGUUGAGGCCGGUCCAUCCAUGGUCACCAGAGCACCAGUUGCCAGAAUGUUCUCUCAGGACUCUCAGACAACUCCUCUCAUCGUCCCACAGAGAGGCCGCCCAAACUCCUCCAAGAAGCCCAGAAGAGGAUAUAAUCAAUACGAAUUUGAAGAUGAUGAGACAUACUCUGGCUCAAGAAAGUAUCAGCAAGGUUCGCCCGCCAGAAAGUAUAAGAAUGUUGGUGAGGAGCCUUACAGCUAUCCUGCUCGCCGCCGAUCUGCCGAGUCAAAGGUCAACGAUUAUCACCCAUCCUUCUCUGGUCCUCUCGAUGAAGACCAAUACAAGGACCAUGAGAUGGGUGAUGGACUUGAGGGUGGUCAGUUCUUAACUCCAAGCGCCAAUCGUCGCAAUGGUCGGCUCAAUUUCCAAGGCUCGCCACUGCGUCAGUCUCUUAGCCCUGCUGGCAACUACUUCCGAGGCGAUGAAAAUGAAGUCGGUCAAGAGAAUGAUGAGGAGGGACUCUUCGUUACCAAUGACUUAUCUCCCAAAGCCCAAAGCCAAGCCGGUUCCUCUCUUCGAUUUGAUCAUGGCCACUUCACUAGACUCAAGGAGGUCGCCAACUCGCCCGUUGCCACGAAGCCCGGCCUUAGCAGAAAGCGUAAGGCUACCCCGGAACCCGAGGAGCGCUUUAACAAUAUUGGUCGCAACCUCGCACCCUCCCGCUAUUCUGGUACUGACUUGCCAUGGGGCAUGAACCAAGAUCCUCCACUUGUCAGACAAGCCGAGGUCAGUGACGCUGCACUCCUCAAGCGUGGUCUCAAGCGUGGCAAGGAGGACAAGGUCUGCAAGCGUGGCUACGGCGCAAAUGACCCCGAGAACAUUGCCAUUGUCAACAUGAGAGAAAUCGACCGCCUCUCGUUCCCUCAAAUCGUUGACAUCCUCAACCAGAAGAGAAUCGAAAACGGUGCCAAUCCUGAUCUCAGUGUCUGUGGAGUCACUAGUCGCUACAGCCGCACAGCUCCCCUACUCUUUGCCGCCGAGGGAAAGCAGUUCGUUCCGCUUUCCAAGCGCGGUAAGAGAGGCACUACCAUGGCCGACCUAGACCUUGAGGCUCUCCCAGUCCGACCUCAGUGGAACAAUGAGACUGAUCUCCUCUUGGUCAAGAUCUACAAGGAGGAUGAAAAGGACCGCUGGAGCCGGAUUGCUGAGGAGUUCAAUAAGCGCUCCGGCCCGAAUGUCCGUCCCAUCGAUCCAGCUGCUGCUGCUCGUCGCCACACGAUGUUGUGA